AUGCAAGAUGAGUUGGACGCGCUCAAAGACUUCGCUGCAGAGCGCCGUGUGCAGCAAGAUGAAGGUCUCCCCUCCCUUUACCAUGCUUUGGCGAUUAUCGCCCCCGGUGGUCCAGCGUUCACUGUAGGAAAACCCACGUCCACCAUCGACAUUAAUUUGUUCCACGCUUCCACCGGCCACGUGAAUGAAUUUUUGAUGCGGGAAACCGCCAAGCAGCAGGGUGUUCAAUUGGUGGGGGAACUGCAGCCAUGCGUCGGCUGCAUCGAGGCGAAGGGCAGGAGGGCCCCGGUGCCGCGGCGUGGAGUCACCCGCGCGGCGGUACCGUUCGGCAAGGUGCACAUCGACAUCACCGGCCCGUACUCUGAGGCGUUCGAUGGUUCCCGUUACCUGAUCAUGUUCGUGGACAGUGCGUCGCGGUGGCAACGGGCGUACGGCAUGCGGGCCAAGAGCGACACCCUGACGUACACGCGGCGUUUCCUCGCCGACCUGAACGGCAACGGCCCUCUGGGGUGUUUCCGCAUGGACAACGCGGGGGAGUUCACGAGUGCUGCCUUCGUCGCGUUCUGCGACGCCGCUGGCAUCCGGCGCGAGUACACCGCGCCCGACACCCCGAAGCAGAAUGCGGUCGUGGAAAGCGCCAUCUGGCGAGCCAUGAAGGGGGGCCACGCCGCCCGCCGCCACGUCCUCUCCAUGGGCCACUUCGACCUCGCCUCCAUCCCCGGUAUGGACGCCAACGGACACCGGCUGUGGCUUGCAUCGGCGAUCUGGGCCUCCGGCUGCUUCAACCGUUCCGCGACGUCGGCCAACCCGGCCUGGAUGUCGCCGUUCGAGGCCUUCUUCGGACGCAAACCGCCGCUCAAGGUCGUCCCCUUUUUCCAGGAGGGGAUGAUGCGCGUGAAGCGCGCCAGCAAGGCGGACGUCCAAUCCGUUCGUUGCUUCUACCUGCACGGAGCGCGCAACCACUCCGACGCCACUGCCGUCGUACUCCGCGCCGACACCGGAAGGAUCUGCCUGUCCAACAACGUCGUGUGGAU
Messenger RNA from Ectocarpus sp. CCAP 1310/34, 1034 nucleotides. The record is from the annotation of a GenBank genome assembly. Lineage: Eukaryota; Phaeophyceae; Ectocarpales; Ectocarpaceae.